GUUUCGGCAGUCAGUGGCGAUGGCGGCGCGGUGCUUCUUUGCUGGUUGCGAGAACGGAUGUGCCGACGGCUCGGUCAAGUGCGCGUUCCAUCUUCACCGUCGGCUAUGUGCCAUUGAAGGUUGUCGCAGCCAAGUGUACGCGCGCGGGUUUUGUGUCAAGCACGGGGGCAAGCUCCAGUGCCAGUUCGAAGGCUGCGUGCUCAACUCGCGCAUUGGGACGUUUUGUACCAAGCACGGGCCUCCAGAGCACAUUCGCCACUGCUCGGAACCAGGCUGCACGAACCAAGCGCAUCUCGGUGGUCGGUGCUUUCGCCAUGGUGGUCGCCGGGUGUGCAGCGUCGACGGGUGCAAGACGCUCGCCAGGAUGCGUGGUCUCUGCACGCGGCACAUGACCAAAAAGGAAAAGAUGGCGCAAGAAUUCAAGUGCGACGGUCUCGAUAGUCCACAAACACCUCGAGCCAAAAGUGCAGCGCCAUCCACAUCGGCCCUACGUUCGCAUCCCGUAGCCCAUACAGCUCCGCACCAGCCACCAAGAAAUCCACCGCAGGUCAAGAACGAGCCACAUUGUCCAGACCCCGUUUUCUUUGCCCACCGCCUCCAUCCACAACCACCCCUUGCGUUCCCAUCAUGGCAAGCCCUUCGCAGUCCCCCCAAAUUGACGCUUCCACCCAUGCAGCUUCCUUCCCGCUUCGACGGAUACCGCCAUGCCCCGGCACUACCGCCUCUUCGCCAGCUGCCUGUGUAUGCUGCGCUGCGUCGUCCUCGGGAUGCGUACCGGCCACAAGUGAUCCUCGAUCACCGGCAUUCCAAAAGCCAAGCUCUGGCAGAAGUGGCGACUUUACUUGCAGACUAUUACCAAUAGCUAGCCCGUGUCAAAAGCAUUGAGCACUACACUACCAUUGCCAUGAACAAAGGGGACGAGAGAACGUUCGGGAUCACUUUGAAUAGAGUAAGCAGUCCAAGACAGUCGACAUCUUCACGAUCUUAAGUAUGGAUGGCUCUGAACGAGAGCUGAGAGAUUCACGCCGCGGAAGACAGGAGGACCUUGGCGUACGUCUUACGCGCCACGUACGUUUGCUGCGACUGCUCCUGCGCCAUCCAAACAUUGUCGGUGCACGCGGCAGGUUUGUUGCUGCUACGGGGAAACAUGCGUCGCACCAACUUGUCCAACGCGACUUCAAAAACACGAAGAUAAAGCUGAAUGUGGCUGUAUGGGUCCAAAUGCUUGAGUUGGGCCACGAGACACUCCACGGGAGACGGAACCGAUGGUGAUGAGCGCACUAGCAGCUGCGCCAUGUCGUACGCAGUCAGUCCCAUCGCGACACACUUCUUCAACAAUAACGUGCCCACGUGCAGUGUUGCCAGCGCCUUUACAGGGGGGCGAAUCGAUUGCUUCAUUGUCUUCUCCUGGGCGAACGAGUCCAAUGAUCCCACAUACGCCUUCGUCUUGGUGUCGAACGGUACCUUCGCUUGAGGCCAGUGCAUCCAUGCAAACGUGGUUUCGUCCAUGUACUCCAACUCGGGCAAGCAACAGCCGUGGUCAAUGGGAAUCAGGUUCCAUGGAUGUUGCAAUGGCGACGUCUGGUUGCCUGAAGUAUGCUGCACGAGGAGGUUUCCAGAGUGGCGAUCUUGAUUAAAGAGGCGAAUGUCCAAACACGCAAUCGCGUGCACUUGGUCGACAGAGAACGACGCUGGCCCCAUGUCCUCUGCACUGCAAUCGUGCGGACAGUACGCUUGAAACGACCCGAGCUUCUUUGCGCCCGAGUUGUACACCUCAUGCUUACUAAAUGCUAACGCCGUGGCAGGUACACGGGCAAACCCGUCGAUAUCCACGAGAAAGGCCAUGCACUCGCGGACUGCCAUUUGACCUAGCGGAACGCCUCGUCGGACUACGUUUCCAUGUUCCUUGGGAUUGAACGGAGCUCCAGGUUCUUCAUCGCAUGGUUUGAAUAUCCCGACAAAUCGUUGAUGCAGUGAUCGACAUGCAUAAACUCCUCCAGUUCCAUCAUCGAGCAAGAUCGGGCGGACUCCCCGCGCAAACGCCUGUUGGACGGAUGAUGCGGCUGGUUGUAGGGCUGCGCAUGGGUACGCCAACGACAUGCAGCUCAUGGAACACGUUGAUCUCAAGCAGCGGGUGCACACUCAGACCGAGGAAUGGGUUUCUUCUCUUCAGGAUGGUAGCGGGCGGAAAGGGCGGCAGACGCGGCAACGGGCAG
This is a messenger RNA of Aphanomyces invadans, 2216 nucleotides long. RefSeq lists its product as hypothetical. Lineage: Eukaryota; Oomycota; Saprolegniomycetes; Saprolegniales; Verrucalvaceae. The coding region runs from base 20 to 862 and encodes 280 amino acids. The record is from RefSeq and is a predicted model, not a curated record. The transcript has a single exon.